Molecule: messenger RNA, 2078 nt
Organism: [Torrubiella] hemipterigena
Lineage: Eukaryota; Fungi; Ascomycota; Sordariomycetes; Hypocreales; Clavicipitaceae
Source: the annotation of a GenBank genome assembly
GUGGAGCAAGCCUUAUACUGUAGCCAACGCGUCAACAAGCAUUGACAGCUUCCAUCAACAAGCUGACCAGACUCAAGCGCACCAUAACACUAUCAAAACCGGACAAACUUGAGAGUAUUGGAACGGAGACAGUCAAACACCCGCCAUGUCACGAGUAGAGGUAGAAAUCCUCACCAACUAUCUCAUCCAGCCUGCGCCGCUGCGUGCCAUUGUCAGCUUCGACCAGUUCCAGGCCCUAUUUCCCAGCGAUGCGCAAAAUUCGCCCUUGUUGCGCUCUUUAUUCACGGACUUACAAUCCCAAAGAGCCAAUGCAAUAGACAAUGUGUCAGCCGCGAUUGAACUAGAGGCAGAGAGUGGCAAGAUGAUGCGGCGAGAGGUACUGCGCCAACGCCAAGUAGUACAAAAAGAAGAGAUAGAUGGCGAAAUUGAAUUGGAAAGAGCACUAUUCGCAGCAGACUCCGGUGUCGAGAGUUCAAAGCACACGCUCGACUCCAUUCUCCCCGAGCUUGAGGGCGCAGCAGAUGCUUUGAAAGAGGAUAUCCUGCGGUUAGAGGAUGAGGAGAGGGCCCUUACUCAAUCUAUUGCACAAAUAAUCAGUACGUUGAGUGAUUUGCAAUACAGCAAGUUAAGCAAUGCAAGACUACCUGAGGAGCUACGAGCAGGCAUGGAUUCCCUACGAAACGCAUGCUCGAACAAAUCAUGAGCGCCCACGAAGUAAUGAUGAAAUGAGAACAAGAACAAGCGUUUGUAAUUCGCCUAACAAUAAUAAUGCAAUAAUCCUUCGCCACGACUUCAAUGCACGUCCGUAGAGUAGGCAUGUCGUCUUUCCUAAGAAUAACCCAACCCAAACCCUGUAGACAGAAACCCUUUUUUGAGACAAACCCCCAUCGAAUAAUAAGAAGCGGCAAACAGACAACUCCAGAAGAAAAAAUAGAGCUACCCCACGAAAACAGCCAGGAUAUUGAGGAAGUAAAAAAUGUGCCAAGAAGAAAAACCAAAGACCCAACCCCAUGGUUGGUCAAGCGAAGAGGGUCUAGAGAAAGCCAAGAGCCUCAUAGCUUAUUGAGCAGGGGCGGCGGCGGCUCCAGGAGCGGCAGCACGGCGUUGCUGCUGCUGCUGGCCUUGCAUGCGGUUGGACCUGCGAAAGGCUUGUUAGUCGGGGAAGCACCAAGAUAACACGCUUGAAAUCUACUCACAUCAUAGUUCUGCUAAGAAGAGAGACGACGAUCAUGAAAGCCCACUGAGGGACGAGACCAAAGGCCCAAAGAACGUAGCCAAUGGGAACAGCGACGCCAAGCUCGGCAGCCUUGCCGUUGAAAGGGUGGAAGAAGGACUCAAGGAGGACAAAGUCCUUCUUGCCGUUGCUGUAGAGCUUGGUGAUGGUUUCAGCCGUCGUUGUGGUGAGGUUCAAGCGGGUACGGUAAAUGUCGAUGGGGGCGGGAGUGGGAAGCAUCUGGAAGGCCCAAAGGUGGCCGCUGUUGGCAGACCAGCUGUUGCAAAGAACAGGCUCGUUAUCACAGUUGAGCACAGCCAGGUGAGGGCGCUUGGAAGCGGCGGCGAAGCGGACGGCGCUGGCGUUGAAGGCCUUUUCGGCGUUUUCGCAGAGGCCUGUAGAAAGUGUUAGGUUAGCAUGGCGCAUAGCGUCGUUAGGCGUAUGCCAUAUUCGUGGAACGUACCAAAGCAAGUCUUGUUGCCGCCAGUGAUCAUGACAUACCACUCCUCAGGGGAGGUAGCAGCAGCCUUGACAGGCUCAUAGAGAGUGUCCUUCCAGGUGUCCAGAUUCAAGCUGGUAACCUUGACGGAGCCAAUCUUUGCGGCAACAGAGGCAACGGGAUCUUUAGGAAUAGCUUCCUCAGCGAUGGAGCCAAACUUGCCAACCAAGUUUUGGAACUGGGCCUUGUACUGGGCGAAGAUGCCCUCUUCGGCGGCGGCGACAGAGGCCAGGGCGGCCGUGACAGCGAGAGUAAAGCGCAUUUUGUAAGAAUGAAUGAAGGUGUUUGGGUGAGUGCAGGACGAUCCAAAAAGCAAGAUCUUGCUGGAAUUGGAGAGAAUUGGCGCGGAGGGCGAUGGAUGCGGAG